Molecule: messenger RNA, 427 nt
Organism: Salvia hispanica
Lineage: Eukaryota; Viridiplantae; Streptophyta; Magnoliopsida; Lamiales; Lamiaceae
Biological process (GO): photosynthesis
Cellular component (GO): photosystem II; membrane
Source: RefSeq, a predicted model, not a curated record
AUGGCCUCAACUUCAGCUCUAUCAAUGGCGCUGCCGUUGCCCCGUGCCGGCCACAACAACGCCUUCCUCAAGGGAAACGCGCUCCGGCCCUCCAAGCCGGCCGCCCCGGUGUCCAACCCCGCCGCAACACUCCAAGUCAAAGCUUCCUUGCAGGAGAAGGCCGUGGCUGGAUUGACCGCCGCCGCAUUGACCGCUUCCAUGGUUGUCCCCGACGUCGCCGAGGCAGCCAGCAGCGCCUCGCCCUCUCUCAACAACUUCUUGCUCAGCAUCGCCGCCGGUGGCGUAGUGCUCACCGCCAUUUUGGGGGCUGUGAUCGGCGUCUCCAACUUCGACCCUGUCAAGCGGGGCUGAGAACCCUUUUUCUCUCUGUUUCAAUCGCAGAUGUAUCACUGUAUUACUUAAUAGACUAAAACUGUUCCUUCUUCAA